CCACCCCCCCCCGCCCCAGCAGCACUUGCCCAUCUCCUCUGCUCAGUCCAGCCUGCCUGUGCCUCAUCGUGCGUGUAGUAGCACCGUUAGGCAGAUUCAGCUCUGCAGGCAAUAGCGGCCGCUGCUGCCGCCGCCGCCCCCUCCUCCUUCUCCUUCUCACUGCCACCGCCGCUGCAGCGACAGGGACCCAGCACUAUGGCUUCUGGAGUAACAGUGAAUGAUGAAGUUAUCAAGGUUUUUAAUGACAUGAAAGUACGGAAAUCUUCAACGCCAGAAGAGAUUAAAAAAAGAAAGAAAGCAGUUCUCUUCUGCUUAAGUGAUGACAAAAGACAAAUAAUUGUAGAAGCAGCAAAGCAGAUAUUAGUUGGUGACAUUGGUGACACAGUGGAGGACCCCUAUACAUCCUUUGUGAAGCUGUUACCUCUGAAUGAUUGCAGAUAUGCUUUGUAUGAUGCAACAUAUGAAACAAAGGAAUCUAAAAAAGAAGAUCUGGUAUUUAUAUUCUGGGCUCCAGAAAGUGCCCCUUUAAAAAGCAAGAUGAUCUACGCAAGCUCUAAAGAUGCCAUUAAAAAGAAAUUCACAGGUAUUAAACAUGAGUGGCAAGUAAACGGUUUGGAUGAUAUUAAAGAUCGUUCAACAUUGGGAGAUAAACUAGGAGGCAACGUGGUAGUUUCACUUGAAGGAAAACCCUUAUAAAAAGGACAGACAAGUGCCAUCUGGAGCUUCCAUUUCUGCAGCUCAUUCAAUUGGAAUAGCAUUAGCCCCUUUUGCCCCACCUUCCUGGACCCCACAAACCUGAAGGAGAUGUCAUUAAAUUAAGCAGCCUACAAAUGACCACCAUUAGACUGUUUUUAAACCCAAUAGUUUUAUGUAGAACCCAAGGAAUGUCUUCAUAUCAUAGUCUUAGCCAAAACUAAUGAUGUGGGCAUUUCUUGCAAAUGUGUACAAUGAAUGUGAUAGUUGAUGUGGAUAGUCUAGCCAAGCAACAAAAGGUUUAAGCUAAUUGACUGCCUUUAAGGUAUUGUCCAAUGGUCAGAUGAUAGACUUUAUUCAGUAUUACUUACAGUUGCACUUGGUUGCAGUUCCAUGAGGCUCUUCUGCAUUUCAUAAACCUCACCUGCCUUGACAAGCCUAUUUUUUGUGACAUGGCAACACACAACACUAUGCAUUUAAAGCACUUUUUUUUUUUGGUAAUAUGUCUGAUUCUCCCUUCUAUCCCCCAGGAAUGCCAAUUAAGUUUCUGUAAUGGUCAUCCAACUGUUGUAGUAUCUUACGUCUUCAUUCCUGUUACCUGCAUAUCUUUAUAAAUGAAGUAGCUGUUAAUGCCUUUUUGUUUUUCCAUUGAAUGUACACUACUGAACAGGAGAAGGAACUAUCUGUUUACCAUGCAAGUCUUGCAACACUAAAGAUGUUUUGUAAAACAUCAGUCAUAAUGGCAAUUUCUGUAUAAAAAGAGCCUUAAAUGGAAUGCUGUUUUUGAGAUCAAAUAUAUUGGCCACGUUGCAAUAAAACUUGUGGCUUAUUAUGGAA
This is a messenger RNA of Hemicordylus capensis (graceful crag lizard), 1530 nucleotides long. It is a transcript of the gene CFL2, whose product is annotated as cofilin 2. The transcript has 4 exons. The coding region runs from base 196 to 696 and encodes 166 amino acids. Gene Ontology annotation, cellular component: cytoplasm; actin cortical patch; actin cytoskeleton. Gene Ontology annotation, molecular function: actin filament binding. Lineage: Eukaryota; Metazoa; Chordata; Lepidosauria; Squamata; Cordylidae. The record is from RefSeq and is a predicted model, not a curated record. Gene Ontology annotation, biological process: actin filament severing; cell motility; actin filament fragmentation.